CAUUCGCGUCCCGCCGGGGAUUUGCCGGGAAGGGCGGGGGCGAACAGGGAGAGACUGGUGGGGUGGGAGGGUUUGUGCAGGACCGUGGGAGGCUGAGACCCCGGGCUCUAGAAGAUUGUGCCCACCAUCUGUCCGAAGCCUGGGCUUUCCCCCUCUAGGUCGCUUUUCUCAAGCUCAAGUGGGGGACAAAGGGACUCCCGAGGACAGGGUGGAGUCUCUCAAAGUCCAGCUCUCAUCCUGGGGUCCUCAGGACCACUCCAGUUCCAGGAUGCGUGUGAGGAAGAAGGGAGUGAGAGCAAAAGACAGUGGGGCUUCCCUGGAAAUUUUGGGUUGAUCAAUGUCUGUUUGGAGCCUGUGUGGAGAAGGCACGGGAAACAGGACAGUUUGUGGAAAAACCAUUUUAACUCUCCCUCUAUUGGGCAUAUGGACAAAGAAGACAGGAUUCAGUAGUUUUGAAAGGAAGUUGAGGUAGGGAGCAGGGCUGAAGUACGCGGGCGAGUAUGGGGAGCAGGAAGGGCUAGGGAGAAGAGCAAGGUUCUAGCGGCUGCCUGUUGAGGGAGGAAGAGGUGGGGGGGAAAAGAGGAGGGGGAGGAGAGAGAUGACAUGGGGAGAGCAGAAGGGGGGUUGGACGUGGGAGGAGGAGGAGAGGACUCGAGGGACCGUCUGUCGCGGGACAGGCUGGCCAGCUGGGGCGCGGAGCCGGGAGGAGGAGGCAGCGGCAGCAGCAGUGCUCCGAGGAGCAGCAGCAGCAGCGGCGGCGGCAGAAACAAGUACCAGCCACACAGCGGCUCCUCUCGCCUGAGCAGCCACAGUCCCCCUGCCGAGAUGGCGCUGCAAAGCCUGGCGAGCAAGGAAGCCAAGGGGCCCUGGCGGGAGGCAGACCAAAAACAGCAGGAGUGGGUGGGAAGCGCCGAGCCAGAGCCAGAGCCUGAGCCGGUGCCAGUGCCCCCACCAGAACCGCAGCCGGAGCCACAGCCGGAGCCACAGCCGGAGCCACAGCCGGAGCCACAGCCGGAGCCACAACCCCUACCGGACCCUGCUCCCCUGCCGGAGUUGGAAUUUGAGCCCGAGCCAGUGCAUGAACCCAAGUCCACGCCCGCCGUGGAGACCCGCGGCACCGCUCGAGGCUUCCAGCCCCCCGAAGGUGGCUUCGGCUGGAUGGUGGUCUUCGCUGCCACCUGGUGCAACGGAUCCAUCUUUGGCAUCCAGAACUCUUUUGGGAUCCUCUACUCCAUGCUGCUGCAGGAGGAAAGAGAGAAAAAUCGCCAAGUAGAAUUCCAAGCAGCCUGGGUAGGAGCCCUCUCAAUGGGCAUGAUCUUCUUCUGUUCUCCCAUUGUGAGUAUAUUCACUGAUCGUUUGGGCUGCCGAAUCACAGCAACUGCAGGGGCUGCUGUCGCUUUCAUAGGCCUCCAUACCAGCUCCUUCACCAGCUCAUUAAGCCUGCGUUAUUUCACCUAUGGGAUUCUCUUUGGUUGUGGCUGUUCCUUCGCCUUUCAGCCAUCUCUCGUCAUCCUCGGCCACUACUUCCAACGUCGCCUGGGUUUGGCCAAUGGUGUGGUGUCUGCUGGAAGUAGCAUCUUCUCCAUAUCCUUUCCUCUUCUCAUCAAAACACUGGGGGCUAAGAUCAAGCUCGCCCAAACCUUCCAGGUGCUGAGUACCUUCAUGUUUAUUCUUACCCUGCUUUCACUCACCUACCGGCCACUCCUACCCAGUUCUCAGGACACCCCAAACAAGAGAGGUGUCCACACCCUGUGCCAACGCAUCCUGGCUCAGCUUAGAAAGUACUUCAACAUGCGAGUGUUCCGCCAACGUACCUACCGCAUCUGGGCCUUCGGGAUUGCUGCUGCUGCCCUUGGCUACUUCGUUCCCUAUGUACACCUGAUGAAAUAUGUGGAAGAGGAAUUCUUGGAAAUCAAGCAGACCUGGGUGCUCUUGGUGUGUAUUGGGGCUACCUCAGGCCUUGGGCGUCUUGUGUCGGGCCGUGUCAGUGACUCCAUUCCUGGACUUAAGAAGAUCUACUUGCAGGUCAUCUCCUUCCUGCUCCUGGGCCUGAUGUCCAUGAUGAUUCCCCUGUGCCGGGGCUUUGGGGGCCUCAUCGUUGUCUGCCUCUUCCUGGGCCUGUGUGAUGGCUUCUUCAUCACCAUCAUGGCCCCCAUCGCAUUUGAGCUGGUGGGCCCAAUGCAGGCCUCACAGGCAAUUGGCUACCUCCUUGGCAUGAUGGCCCUGCCGAUGAUUGCUGGGCCCCCCAUUGCAGGCCUCCUCCGCAACUGUUUUGGGGACUACCAUGUGGCCUUCUACUUUGCUGGUGUGCCCCCAAUCAUUGGGGCUAUAAUCCUCUUCUUCGUCCCUCUGAUGCAUCAAAGGAUGUUCAAGAAAGAGCAAAGGGAUUCCAGCAAGGAUAAAAUGUUGGCCCCUGAUGCAGACCCUAAUGGGGAGCUGCUGCCUGGCUCCCCCAUCCCUGAGGAACCAAUCUAAUGUGUUUUCCUUGCCAUUGUGUGCUUCUCCCCAACCCUUUCCCUUCACUCCACCCUGCUCAGCUUUUACAUUUUUGCCAUCAGCACACUUGUUCUCAAACAUGCACACACAGCAGUUCAGACACCUGACCAUCCCCUUGGAGCCAAAGCUCCUGUUAAACUCAUUAACCAAAUUCUCCCUGUUAAUGCCUUUAAAUUUGCCAGGGUCCUUCUCCCAGGAGCUAGAAAAGCUUGGGAUCCCCCUGGCCUUUGGAACAUCUCCAUAUACUUUCUAACACCUGGAGAUGGUACCUCCUGGCCCCAGAUUGCUAGUCACCCACUAAAAGCAACUUCCAAAGGUGCUACUGUGUCCCUCGGAGCCUGGUGGGAAGACCCAAGCCUCUGUGUGCUCAGGAUUUCCUUGUCAUCUGUCCUUGGAAACCAUUGGUAAAGGGGAAGAGAAAGGGCAGAGAGGUAAAAUCAGACAAUGAGCCUUGCUUAAUCUCAGAGCCUCUGAGGGCUGUGGCUUCCCAAGAGCUGUGGGUGACAUCACUUUACAAGUGUACAAAUAGUUUCCCCAUCAUACAGUUGGUUAACAGUCUGCUUCUUUCUUCCCUUCAUUUGUUUCCUUUACUGCUUCUUCUCCCUUCUCUUCCCCCUCUAUUUCUUUUUAUGACUGUCAUAGAUGCAUGGGUGCUUGAAGACAGGAGGGAUCUAGAGCUUGUGCCAAUCAGCCUCACCUUGGCCCAGCCCACCCCUAACAUGUCAUUAAUUCCACUCAUCUCAGGCUGAGAAGCUCAAGCUAUAAUUAUAAACUGGAAGAGUAGAGUAGAAUAUCACAUAGGGAAAGGGAUCUUAAACACCAUAAAGCUCCACUCACUGAUUUUAGAGUUUAGAGUUUAGAGUUUAGAGUUUCCAGGCCAGUGCAGUAACUUGCAGGCACUACCAGCUCCCCAUCCUUAUAUUCAUCUGUCAAAAUGUGAAGAAAUUCCUUUCAUUUCAGCAUGCAGAGGAGGACUGAUGAUGGGGGAGGGCAUGAUUGGGGGAGGGGCAAUAGUUAUUGACCUGGCAAAGGACCAACUCCUCCAUCUCUCAUUAUUCAUGAUAGGUUAAUAUUACCAUCUGGGUCAGGGCAGGAAAGGGACUGUGUUAGGGAAAAUCCCAUUCCCAACCUGGAUGCCCCAAGGGUAGAGGCAGCAGCUGCAUGUAGUGUUGAACAAUUUCUCUUAGGAAGAGGGAAGCCUCCUAGCCUUUAUCACUGAAUGUGUCUCCCAUGCUGGGCAUUCUGAGCCAUUCUGCUUAGCAGGCAUUAAAGGUGCCAGGAAAGGUAGCGUCUGGACCAUCUUAAUCCCUCUGAAAUAGGUGCCAGAUGUUCACCUAUGCCCAGAUUCUGGGCAACACUCUUGCUGAAGAGCAUUCCCAGCCAGGCUGUGUCCAAGCUAGCACAACUCACCCCCUUAGGAGCUCAGUUUCUCUCCUUACUUGGUCUCUUUGUGUCUCUUUCUCCCUAUUCUGGGCAUUUGUCUGUUGUGCUCCUGUUACUCUAAUCUUUCAUCACCUUCUUGUCAGGCAUCCUUGGCCAUUACUAGGAGCUAACAGUGACUUGCCACCCUAAGACAGGGCCAUCCCAGGGACAGAAGGGUGAGGUUGCCUGUGAGGAACUCCAAAGAAAACAGUGGUCCCCACCCAUAACAUUUUCCGCUACAAACAGGCAGCUGUGGCAUGGUGGGCCUAUGAUGGCCUCAUUCAAGUCCAAAGUCCUGUAUGCCCUCCGUUGGUCCUAGUCCAGCUUUUAUCAACCCCCCCAAAGGAAAACCCACUGGCUCUUAGACCUGUGGAUAAGAAGGGGCCUAAUUACUAUCGUGUUGGCUCCAAAAGCAGUGGAACAGGGGGAGCUGGGCCCCAGAAGCCUUGUAACUGACCACUGAAAAUGUUGGAGCAACAAACCCCUGCUCUCAUUCUUCCUGUCCUUCCCCUACCAAGUCACUAAAGGGCAGUUCUGUAGGGCCUCAAGGUGAAGGCCUUGAGGUGAGCAUCUUUUGUUGCUCAAGGUGAAGAUAGCUCUUAAAAAUCAGGUGCCAACUACUUCUCUCCAGAUGAAGGAAAGACAUUCACAGGUUGCAAAUGUGCCCUAUCAGUUGUCACAUGACAUAGUAGGAUAUCAGUUUAUUUCUUCCACAUAUGUGCAUGUACAUGUGUGAGCUUGUGUGCUUUUGGAGAGAAUGCUGGUUGGUGAAAGCAGCUCAGUAUUAAUAUUUCGGGUAGGAUGCAGCCUCUAAUGCACCACAGUUAAAUCUAGGAAAACGAACAAAAUUUGGGAGCUUGAGAUCUGGGACAUUUAAAUCCUCAAAAGUUUUGGAACAAAAUAAACAUAUCUAAAAAUCUA
Messenger RNA from Leopardus geoffroyi (Geoffroy's cat), 4839 nucleotides. It is a transcript of the gene SLC16A2, whose product is annotated as solute carrier family 16 member 2. Bases 604 to 2475 code for a protein of 623 amino acids. The record is from RefSeq and is a predicted model, not a curated record. Gene Ontology annotation, molecular function: thyroid hormone transmembrane transporter activity; monocarboxylic acid transmembrane transporter activity. NCBI's taxonomy places the organism in Eukaryota, Metazoa, Chordata, Mammalia, Carnivora, Felidae. The transcript is spliced from 6 exons. Gene Ontology annotation, biological process: transmembrane transport.